GGUGGUACGUGCAAACGUGAGCUUGGGAUUGAAACAAUGUGGAGAAAUUUGCUUGGGGAAUUGUUCAUGCAUGGCUUAUGCAAGCGCAUAUUAUCAGAGUAAUGGAGGGGUUGGUUGCUUGAUGUGGCAUGGUGAUUUGAUGGAUACUAGGAGCUAUAAUGAUGAUGGACAAGAUUUGUAUGUUAGGGUUGAUGCAAUUGAAUUAGAAUGAAAUUAUGUUGAUUGCUAAACUUCAACAUAGGAAUCUUGUAAGGAUGAUAGGUUGCUGCAUAGAGAAAGAAGAGAAGAUGUUACUCUAUGAGUACUUGCCAAACAAAAGCUUAGACUCAUUUAUUUUUGAUGAAGCAAAAAAAUCAUUGCUAGAUUGGAGAAAGCGGUUUGAAAUUAUUUGUGGGAUUGCUCGAGGAAUCUUGUAUCUUCAUCAAGACUCAAGACUAAGAAUCAUCCAUAGAGAUCUCAAGGCCAGCAAUGUUCUAUUAGAUGCUGCAAUGAACCCCAAAAUCUCAGAUUUUGGCUUGGCUAAAAUGUUUGGAGGCGACCAAAUUGAAGGAAAGACUAGACGUGUAGUCGGAACAUAUGGUUAUAUGUCUCCAGAAUAUGCUAUGAAAGGUCUAUUUUCAAUCAAGUCUGAUGUAUAUAGCUUUGGAGUUCUACUAUUAGAAAUUAUUAGUGGCAUAAAAAAUAGCAGCCAUUGCCCUGACGAUGCUACUUCAAGUUUGAUCGAACAUGUUUGGGAGUUGUGGAAAGAAGACAAGGCACUGGAGAUAGUAGAUUCAUCAUUGGGGGAAAACUCAACCUACCCGGUUGAUGAAGUUUUGAGAUGUAUCCAAAUUGGGCUGCUGUGCGUGCAAGAAUGUGCAGCGGACCGGCCGUCUAUGUCUGCAGUUGUGUUCAUGUUGGGCAACGCGGAGGCGAUUCUUCCUUCCCCGAACCAACCUGCAUUUGUGGUGAAGAAGAAACCAAACGGAGAGGAUAUGUGGAACAGCGAGAAGACUGCGUCUGCAAAUGAUGUAACUAUUACUAUGAUUCAAGGUCGUUAGAGCAAUCUACUACAAAAGGGGGAAGACAAACGUUAUAGAUAUUCCUCGGUAGAAAUUAUCACAUUGUUUACACCUAAAAUAAAAUAAACCAAUAGGGUAAGGUCAUGUGUCAAGUAAAACUCAAUUAUCAAGAAAAUCAAUAAGUUGGAUUUGAGCUGGGCUGGCUUACAAUUUAAUGGCCCAGACGGAUUUUUAAGGAGGUUGGAUCUUAGGUGGCAGAAGAUAAGAUUGAAUCUGGUAAUUUGAGUUUGAUUUAAAAUGGGAAAUUGAGGAUUUUUAGUUAGUUAUCUUUAAGGUUGUUGGAGAUAAAGUUAAAUAAAAAUUAUUGGAUAACUAUCAAACAAUUGCGAGACUUGCAACCCCACUACCAGAUCAUGGAGGAACAGUACCAAAGAUCAUGGAGGAAGUUACCAGCACCGAAGAAAAUAAAUACAGAGAGAAGAAAAUAGUUUCAAGGCCUGCCCAACACACACACAGAAUGCCCAGAGCAUGUUUUUCAGCUUUCAAACUGCAUUUUCCAAAUUUCAGUAAUAGUUUCUAGAUUUUCCAGAUUAGUUCAUAGCCUUAGCCUAGGUUUGUUCAUCUUUGUUCAUAUUUUAUCUCGCAAAUUCCAAUUUAGAUUAAUUUUUAAGCAUUUGGAAGCAACUUAGCCUUCAAAACAGGUCUG
Messenger RNA from Rubroshorea leprosula, 1707 nucleotides. The record is from the annotation of a GenBank genome assembly. Lineage: Eukaryota; Viridiplantae; Streptophyta; Magnoliopsida; Malvales; Dipterocarpaceae.